AUUUUCUUGCUCUCGUUUAUUCUAAUAUUAUCGCCAAUACAAAAAGGGAGCUGCGUCGUUUACAUGGCGGAGACAACCGAUUGCACAAGGCUUACUCUUCCCGCCCAGUAAAAGGCCCAACUCCGAGCUUUCCAAACAACGCAAAUUAUGGGAAAUAAGAAGGUGUAGCAAACUAGUAUGCCAUCUUAAUUCUUAACAAAAAAGAAAAGGAUAACAGGCUUGAGUUAGUGGCAAUAAUCUCCGAAACUCCAUUUCAAGUUCUUAUUUGAGCAACUCGGUUGAUUUGGUUUACAAAAAGGAGAGUCUCCGAAUGUCUCUUCGGAAACCCCCACUUCCUCGUAUGCUCCUUGACAAUGUCUCAUGCAUGAGAAAUGCUCAACAAAUCUUGCGACAUGUAAAUGUCUCCAUCCAUGACGGCGGGGCACUUGUUCUGACAGGCAGCAACGGCUCAGGCAAGACCACUUUCUUACGAAUGCUAGCUGGAUUCUCUAAGCCUUCUGCUGGUCAGAUCCUUUGGAACGGUCACGAUGUGACGGAAUCUGGAGUAUUCCACCAGUAUAAGCUCCAGCUCAACUGGCUUUCCCUGAAAGAUGCCAUCAAAGAAAAGUUUACUGUCCUCGACAAUGUACAGUGGUUCGAGAUUCUCGAGGGCAAGCAAGGGAAUUCCAUGCGGGCUCUUGAGCUGAUGGGACUUGGAAGAUUGGCAAAAGACAAGGCAAGAAUGCUGUCAAUGGGCCAGCGGAAGAGGCUGCAGCUGGCAAGGUUGCUGGCAAUUGAUCGACCCAUCUGGUUGCUGGAUGAGCCUUCUGUUGCAUUGGAUGACGAAGGGGUGAGGUUGCUGGAGUACAUCAUUGCAGAGCACAGAAAGAAGGGAGGCAUUGUAUUUGUUGCAACGCAUCUACCAAUUGAGAUUGAGGAUGCCAUGUAUUUGAGACUACCACCUAGGUUCCCUAGAAGAAUGACUUUGGUUGACAUGCUUGAUCGUGCAGACAUCUCAUGAAACAAGCAGUUGCAGAUAAGGGUUUGUGUGGUCCCUGCAAGUUACACUCAGUGUCAAGUUGUCCUUGCUCAACUGGUUAAGCCCUGCCAUGAGUUAUUUUCUUAGACUGUCUGACCUCGUUUCAUGUCAAGCCAGAACAACAAAAUAAUUCAAGUAUGGAUGAAAUGGAUUAUGUAAUCCAUUCUUGAUGAAUUUAUUUAUUAUUAUUACAGUUUUCUAUAAAUAUUUUUAUUUUA
Ricinus communis (castor bean) is the source of this 1236-nucleotide messenger RNA. RefSeq names its product ABC transporter I family member 1. The record is from RefSeq and is a predicted model, not a curated record. Gene Ontology annotation, molecular function: ATP binding; ATP hydrolysis activity; transmembrane transporter activity. Lineage: Eukaryota; Viridiplantae; Streptophyta; Magnoliopsida; Malpighiales; Euphorbiaceae. Gene Ontology annotation, biological process: cytochrome complex assembly. The transcript has 3 exons. Bases 311 to 1000 code for a protein of 229 amino acids.